GCCUCCUACAGCUAACGUAGAUGGCAGCAAUGAGUUUAUCACAACAGUUUUGACAGUUCUUGUUGUGAGUUUGGAAAUAAAUAAUCUUUGUCCGUUCUAUGGUAAAAGCUGCUUAAUUUCGAACAAGGUUGAUACUUUUGAUCUAAUAAAUAAUAAGAAUUUGUAAAGAUCUGAAUUCGGUGUUCUAAAUUAUCCAAAGCUAUUAUGACUAACAAAGCUGGAGAAAUAGAUCCUGUACAAGAAGAAUUGGCUGGUCAUGUACGAGAAGUUGGAAAUCAUGCAAUUUGGAGCUUAUCCAGCUGCAAACCUGGUUUCGGAGUAGAUCAAUUGAGAGAUGAUGUUACAGAAACGUAUUGGCAAUCUGAUGGUCAGCUUCCGCACUUAGUGAAUAUUCAGUUCAAGAGAAAAAGAACGAUAAGAGAUAUUUGUAUUUAUACAGAUUAUAAAUUGGAUGAAAGUUAUACUCCCAGCAGAAUAAGUAUUAGGGCAGGUACUAAUUUCAAUGAUCUUCAAGAAGUAGAAGUCAUGGACUUGAAUGAACCAAGUGGUUGGGUUGUAAUUCCAAUAAAGGAUAUAAACGAUAGACCUAUCAGAACAUUUAUGAUACAGAUAGCUGUAAUAAGUAAUCAUCAGAAUGGGCGGGACACGCAUAUGAGACAGAUCAAGGUUCAUAGUCCAACACAGGAUAUUCUUGGACCACCAGCUCCUUACAUCCCAGGCCAGUUUCUUACCAAUGAGUUCUUACGUUAUGCAACAGUUAGAUAAAAUUGAUUGCGAUAAAUAUCUUCUUAAUGUUAAAUAAAAAUUAUUUACAAAACAAUGAA
Molecule: messenger RNA, 824 nt
Organism: Nomia melanderi (Alkali bee)
Lineage: Eukaryota; Metazoa; Arthropoda; Insecta; Hymenoptera; Halictidae
Gene: APC10
Product: anaphase-promoting complex subunit 10
Biological process (GO): anaphase-promoting complex-dependent catabolic process; protein K11-linked ubiquitination
Cellular component (GO): anaphase-promoting complex
Source: RefSeq, a predicted model, not a curated record